AAAUUAACAACAAGAGGGGGCAUGGAGAAGGAAAAGUUGACACUAAACGUUCAGGUUUUGUCGUGAGGGCUUAAUUUAUUCGCCUUCUCCCUCAGCUCUCGUGUGUGGUCCUGUCGGCCAUUGUUAUUUACAUACUUUUUUGGUCUCGUGCCUUGUUUUAGCUCUGCUCUUUUAUGCACUUAGCUCAGCUAGCCAUCAUGCUAACCAGGAAAUUCGGGGAGCUUCCUCAGCCAAAGCGCCUUACAAGAGAGGCGAUGCGUAAUUACUUGAAGGAGAGAGGAGAUCAGACGGUGUUGAUACUACACGCAAAAGUUGCACAGAAAUCAUAUGGCAAUGAAAAGAGGUUCUUCUGCCCCCCCCCGUGUGUGUACCUGAUGGGUUGUGGCUGGAAGAAGAAGAAGGAGCAGAUGGAGAGAGAGGGCUGCUCAGAGCAGGAGGCACAGCCCUGCGCCUUCAUCGGCAUCGGGAACAGUGAGCAGGAAAUGCAGCAGCUCAACCUGGAGGGCAAGAACUUCUGCACAGCCAAAACCUUGUACAUAUCUGACUCAGACAAGAGGAAGCACUUCAUGCUGUCGGUGAAGAUGUUCUAUGGGAACAGUGCGGAAAUCGGCGUCUUCCUUAGCAAACGCAUUAAAGUCAUCUCCAAGCCUUCCAAGAAGAAACAGUCUUUGAAGAAUGCAGACUUGUGUAUAGCGUCAGGCACUAAAGUGGCUCUGUUUAAUCGGUUACGCUCUCAGACAGUCAGCACUCGAUACCUCCAUGUUGAAGGAGGAAACUUCCACGCCAGCUCUCAGCAGUGGGGGGCCUUUUACAUCCACCUAUUGGACGAUGACGAGUCGGAGGGGGAGGAGUUUACAGUGAGAGACGGAUACAUCCAUUACGGUCAGACCGUUAAACUGGUGUGUUCUGUCACAGGCAUGGCUUUACCGCGGCUGAUAAUCCGUAAGGUAGAUAAGCAGACAGCACUGAUGGAUGCAGAUGAUCCUGUAUCUCAGCUUCACAAAUGUGCGUUUUACCUGAAGGACACAGAGCGCAUGUACCUGUGUCUCUCUCAGGAACGCAUCAUCCAGUUCCAGGCGACUCCGUGCCCCAAAGAGACAAACAAAGAGAUGAUUAAUGACGGCGCAUCGUGGACGAUCAUCAGCACAGAUAAAGCCGAGUACACCUUCUACGAGGGCAUGGGCCCUGUCACACACCCUGUCACACCUGUACCUGUGGUUGAGAGUUUACAGCUGAACGGAGGGGGUGAUGUGGCCAUGCUGGAGCUGACUGGUCAGAAUUUCACCCCAAACCUCAGAGUGUGGUUCGGUGAUGUGGAAGCAGACACCAUGUACAGGUGCGGUGAGAGCGUUCUCUGCGUGGUUCCUGAUAUCUCUGCAUUCCGUGAGGGUUGGCGUUGGGUCCGGCAACCCGUCCAGGUUCCCGUCACUCUGGUGCGCAACGACGGCAUCAUCUAUUCCACGGCACUCACCUUCACCUACACACCCGAGCCAGGGCCACGCCCACACUGCAGCGCCGCAGGGGCCAUCUUGCGCUCAGGCUCCGCCUCCUCACCCUCAUCAUCCUCCUCAUCCUCCUCUUUGUCUUCAUCUUCAUCUUCAUCGAGCCUCAUGCUGCAGUCGAGGCUCGACAGUCAGGCUGGAUUCCCAACAUCUGGCGGCGUCUCUUCCUCGUCCUCUUCCUCCUCGGCCAUGUCCGUGUCCUAACCUGUGUGUGGUGAUGAAAAGCGAAAACGAAAUCCCAAUCUUUCGGAUUCUCCAAUAAAGGACAACGAUGUUGCGGAACGGAUGAAACUCUGAGAGAGGAAAAAAAAAUCAAACUCAAGACCAGCUCUUUUCUCCCAUUUUUUUUUUCUUUCACGGAAAUAAAACCGAAACUAAUCACGGCUUUGCCAAACCGUAAAAACCCACAGGUGAAGAAGAUUCUUCAGAAGGGCUCCGAAGCGUCGACGUGGAAGAAAAAAAAAAAGUUAUCAAAUAGUAAUAUAGUUUUCAAGGACCAAGGAAUAUUAUUAUUAUUUUUUAUUGAUGUAUAAUUUUAUAAGCUUUUAGCUAAGGUACAUUUUUCACCUCUUUUUUUUUUGUUUUCUCGGUUUUAUAACAUUUAGUAACCUUUUGUUACCAAAAUAGUUUUGUAUAUUUCUCAUGAGCGUUUUGUGCUCAGAAGUUUUAAAAACAAACAAAAAGCAAAAAAAAGAAAGAAAGAAGGGUUCUUGCGGUUUUAAUCGCCCGAGCUCUUUGGUCAUAGCUGCCUUUUAAUCCUCUUUGGUGACUGCCUUAAAUUUACUGGACCUGUACCAGCGUUUUUACUCCUUUUUUUUGGUAAUACUGUUUUUACAUCAUGAAUAUUUGCCCUUUUUCCUAAACUGAAGUGUAAUAUUGUGUGUGAGUUUUGGGAGAAGGUGGUUUUACUCAUGUUUUCUUUUUCUUUUUAAAACCACACAAAAGCUUUAACUGACUCCUCCUCCUGCCCGUCGAGUGACCGUAAAAAAAAAAAAAAGCUCACCUUCCCAAUCGUAACAGCUUAAUGCACUUAGACCUCUAGAUCUCCAGAGCACAAAGCUGACCUCAUCACUUCGGAGGCUUUUGCAGGAUCCUGAUCAUCACUGUGAUGCACCAGUCGUGGUGUUAUCAGAGCUGCUUCCACACAGUCUGGAGACUUUACCCCGAGAUCUAGAGCACCAACACGGGGGAGCGUUUGCGUCUAAUCAGUCAGUCGGAAAAUCGGAUUAAAUAAAAAGCUGGAAAUCUGGUUUGUGAGCAGGGACACACGUUAACAUGCAGUUUUCCUGCCCUUCCUCUAGCUAGCAGUCAUGUAGCACGCUAAUCAUGGAGCAGAACCGCUCGAGUCCAGACCUCAGCAGUGCGGCACGGGUUUGAGUCUGGAUUCUGGAUUUGAUUGGAUCGCUCCUUUCAAGUACUCGGAUUAGUCCCAACUGAAAACUGAAGAAAGGUGAAAGCAGCAGAUUCAACAGAUCUGUUCCAGAACUCGGUCAUGUUCAGAAGCUCAGGUCCAGGAUAGAGGAACGUUAACCAGGUGGAGUCGUGUCUCAAAAACUCCUCCAGUCCGGAAGCCGGAACAUGGAGCAGAUCGGGCCAAAAUUCUCAGAAACGCAAGACAGGUCGCAUCCAGAACUCAGAAACGCACCAGGUUCUGGAGCACAGAGAAGCUUGAUCCUGAAAGCAGGAGCAGAGGGAAACUCGGUGUGGAGCGAGCAGAAUCAGAACCUUUCCCCACAGCACCAUCCCUGACGUAGAGUUCUGCAGAAUCGCCUCAAACCCAGUGUUAAUGUGCCUCUACUGCACUCGGGUUUCCUUUUCCUUCGUUCCUGUACUCCUGUUUCUAUUCGUUUGUCUGUAUUCUUUUUAAAGAAAGGGCAUUUUCCUCGUGUUGUUUGUUUUCAGUCCAGUCAGGUUUAAUGAUGUGUAAAAAAAAAAAAAAACUAGAACCCUGUGCUUGAGGAUCUUCAUCACCUUCCAGCUGAACCCAUGUCCAGACUCUGUGCACUUUGUUGAGUUCUCCUGUUCACUUCCUGUAAUGUGUUUUUCCCCCUUUCCUUCAUGACCGAUCUUUUUUUUGUGGCAGCUCAAACAAAACCCUUUGUGCCUAGGAGAACCCCUCCUGAAACCCACCACAAUCACCACUCUCACAUGGGUGUCAAACUCAGAGGUCAACGUUUUUGAAGGUCACCACCUUUUCAGUGUUAUUUUCUCUAGUCGCUUUAUCAGGCUGUGUUCCAGUAACGUGCCCGACAUGCCCCUCGUCCCCGGGCCCCUUCCCCCAGAUGGGCUCUUUUUUUUUCCCCUGAAUCCCUGAGAUCUCCUGAUGUGGCUCCUCCAGUCAUGAUGGGUUUAUGUUAAUGAUGAAGAACCUUAGAAGCAGCUGGACCAAAAGUUCUCAUGAUGAUGUGUAAAAGAUCAGCGAAACAUUUCAGAGUUUUAUUCCUCCAGCUCCUCUUCACGUAGCAGUCUGAUCCUCAGUGUAGCUAAUUCACUCCACAGUGGCGUUUACUGGAACACAGCGAUAGUCUUCCCGUGAUAGUCCCUCAAAGCCUUUCUUUUAUAACGGAAAAACAUGGCGAAGGAUCAAACCGAGUCGAUUAGCAUGUAGUUUUGCGAUCGAAGUCUCUCCAGCCGUGAACGAAUCUCUCGACAGAUCAUUUCAAACAGUGUUAUUAAGCUCCCUGAUUUCUGAACAUCAGCAACCUUUUCUUCCUAUCUAACUUCAAAUCGUCCACAAUGGCAUCAUCAGAUUUUAGGAGGCGGAGCCUAAGUGGCAUCUUGAACUUCAUUGGCAGCCUUCAUAGCGUUCCUGUGAAGUUCAGCUCAUGUAUAUAUACAUGACAGAAAGUCACACUGCUUCCUAAACCAGGCUAAAGAACUGGGUGUGGUCAGAGGCGGAGACUUAUCUCUUAUUCACCUGUUAGCUAGGUUAGCCACGUAGCUCCAUGCCGCUCACAUCUCGUCUGGCUACGUUUAGGUUUUUAUUGUUAUUAUUUUUCUUAUUUAAUAAGAGCAUUCUGUUCACUCGUGCCACUGUACUUGCCUUAACAAUCAAAAAUAAUUGAACCAGUUCUCCUGUGUAACGUUGUUAAUUGUUCAUUGCCAAAACCUUGCUAUUUAGAUCGGAUCUGGCGCGUGUCCGACAUCUCGGCCCGGUCUUAAACGGUCAUUUUUGUAUUUUUUUUUUUUAUUUUUUUAUUUUUUUUUUUUACCUAAGCCAGGAUUCCAGACUGUUUGUGCUGCUUCCCCUCGGGACGUUAUGAGUGCUAGCGCUCUGAAGGGCCAGUGCGUCUCUGCUGGAUCAGCGGAAACCCCGGCUGUGUAGCGUUUCUCACAUCCAGGCCCGGUUCUAUUGCUUUAUCCGCUCGAGUCAAGUUCACUAGAUGACCAUUAGAAGAGGGAUUCGAGUCGAAGUCCUUGGAGCAAUAAAAUACUUAACAAAUGA
Messenger RNA from Hemibagrus wyckioides, 4947 nucleotides. RefSeq names its product recombination signal binding protein for immunoglobulin kappa J region a (gene rbpja). The record is from RefSeq and is a predicted model, not a curated record. NCBI's taxonomy places the organism in Eukaryota, Metazoa, Chordata, Actinopteri, Siluriformes, Bagridae. Gene Ontology annotation, biological process: regulation of transcription by RNA polymerase II; Notch signaling pathway. The transcript is spliced from 11 exons. Gene Ontology annotation, cellular component: MAML1-RBP-Jkappa- ICN1 complex; nucleus. Bases 174 to 1706 code for a protein of 510 amino acids. Gene Ontology annotation, molecular function: DNA-binding transcription activator activity, RNA polymerase II-specific; RNA polymerase II cis-regulatory region sequence-specific DNA binding.